AUGUAUCAUCAAUCUAUCUGCUUAAGACUAAAAUAGAUGAAAACUAUGAAUACAACUUUAUCUUCCUCAGAAGAUGUCUAAUUUUCGAUUAAGCUUCAUUAUCAUUUCAGAAUAAUGAAAAAAAUCAAUUUUAUUAUUUUUCCAUCUUAUUUGAUGAAAAAGGCUUAAAAUAAAUUGUAAUUUAGUUUGAUGAAGAAUUUGAUUAGGUCUAAAAAUACAAUCAUCCUGUCAAAUUAUAACUAACUACAUAAGCCAAUGAUUAAGGAAAAAGUUAAAUGUUUAUUAAAUUAUCAAAAAUAUACUAAAAGCUAAACAUAAUCAUAAAGAAUCUAGUCUAGAUCUACUUCAUAAAGUGUAAUUUAUGUGUUUACUUAAUAUUCGGAAUUGUUUAUUGCUCCUAAAGCAAAUGAUAAUUAAACUAGAAUAAUUGUAGACAAAAUAAGAGUUCUGUAUAAAAUCAUCACAUUUAUUAAAAACAAGAAAUUUGGUCAAUUUUAUUCUUCCUUAUUUUUUGAAUGA
This is a messenger RNA of Paramecium tetraurelia, 519 nucleotides long. RefSeq lists its product as uncharacterized. NCBI's taxonomy places the organism in Eukaryota, Ciliophora, Oligohymenophorea, Peniculida, Parameciidae. The transcript has a single exon. The record is from RefSeq and is a predicted model, not a curated record.